Messenger RNA from Alligator sinensis (Chinese alligator), 2087 nucleotides. RefSeq names its product DNA polymerase eta (gene POLH). Gene Ontology annotation, molecular function: damaged DNA binding; DNA-directed DNA polymerase activity. The transcript is spliced from 9 exons. NCBI's taxonomy places the organism in Eukaryota, Metazoa, Chordata, Crocodylia, Alligatoridae. The record is from RefSeq and is a predicted model, not a curated record. Gene Ontology annotation, cellular component: nucleus; site of double-strand break; replication fork. The annotation marks the transcript as partial. Gene Ontology annotation, biological process: error-prone translesion synthesis; response to radiation.
CUUCGCCGCAGGGUCAUCGCCGUCAGCUACGAGGCGCGCGCGUUCGGCGUGGCGCGGGGCAUGUGGGCGGCCGAUGCCCGCAAGCUCUGCCCCGACCUGCUGGUGGCGCGAGUGCCGCAGGCGCGCGGCAAGGCCGAUCUCACCAGGUACCGGGAGGCCAGCCUGGAGGUGAUGGAGGUGAUGUCACGCUUCGCCGUGAUCGAGCGGGCCAGCAUCGAUGAGGCGUAUAUGGACCUCACGAAUGCCGUGCAGGAGAGGCUCAGAAAGAUGCGGGGGCAGCCUGUCCCUGCAGAGCUGCUGCCUACCACCUUCAUCCAGGGCCUGCCUGAUGACACUGACGCUGCAGCAGCACAGGGUGGGAGCACAGACUGCAAAGAGGAGCUGCGGCAGCGUGGCUUGCACCAGUGGCUCAGUUCCCUGCCUUUCGAUGACUCCAGCUGCCCGGACCUGCAGCUGACCGUAGGAGCAGUAAUCGUGGAGGAAAUGAGGGCAGCUGUAGAAGAAGUCACUGGUUACAGGUGCUCGGCUGGGAUUUCACACAAUAAGGUACUGGCAAAACUGGCCUGUGGGCUGCACAAGCCAAACCGCCAGACACUAAUACCCCUGGGACGUGUCCCGCAGCUCUUCAGCCAGAUGCCCAUCAAUAGCAUCCGCAACCUAGGUGGGAAGCUGGGCGCCUCUGUCAGUGAGAUCCUGGGGGUGGAGUACAUGGGGCAGCUGACCCAGUUCAGCAUGUUGCAGCUCCAGACUCACUUUGGAAACAAGACUGGGUCCUGGCUUUAUGAUAUGUGCAGAGGGAUUGAACAUGAGCCUGUGAGACCCAGGUAUUUGCCCCAGUCCAUCGGCUGCAGCAAGAACUUCCCCGGGAAAACAGCUUUGGCUACUCAACAGCAGGUGCAGCACUGGAUCCUGCAGUUGGCCUCGGAACUGGAGUCAAGACUCGGCAAGGACAGGAGCCAAAAUGGCCGCGUAGCCAAGCAGCUGAUGGUGAGCAUCCGCAUGCAAGGUGACUUGAAACCCCACGGCCUGACGCGGUGCUGUGCCUUGGCCCGCUAUGAUGCCCACAAGAUCAGCACUGAUGCCUUUGCGCUCAUCCGGAACUGCAACAUGGCUGGAGCCCAGCAGGCUGCAUGGUCCCCUCCACUUACAAUGCUUCUUAUGUCUGCAAGCAAGUUCUCUGAAGCUCCCACCCUCCUCCCUGCAGGCAUUGCCACCUUCCUGACCAGUGAAGCCCCAACAGCUGGUGCCACAGCACCCGUCAGCCCCAAUGCUAAGUCCCUUGGGAGCCCAAGGAAAGAGCCUGGCAAGAAGCCAGUGAAUGCCAUUGAUUCCUAUUUCCAGAGGGCAGCAGAGAAGCAGCAAGCCUGUGCUGCUGCAGGGCCCUGUGUACCUGCUGUCAUUGGUGCAGGCUCAUUGUUGCCUUGUCCUGAUAGACACCAGGACCUAGAAGAUCCCAUGCUCAAUACAGUUCAGAGUCCAGAAGCCAUUGUGAAGCAAAGCCCCAAGGGGGGCAACUCUCCCUCUUCUAAGCCACUUCCCUGUGAGGAGUCAUCUGGUGCUGCAGGAACCCCCUCUGCUGCCCUAGCACCCAGGACCACCCUGAAAGCAGAACCAGAAGCUGCUUCAGAACAAGCUGCUGAGUGGAAGGAGGGGAGUUUAGCACCUUCUUCUGGGUGUGGCCAGGCCCCCCGCACUUCUCCAGGGGACCAGUUGCUCUGUGAGAAGUGUGGCCAGCAGGUGCUGGUUUGGGACCUCCCAGAGCACAUGGAUUAUCACUUUGCAGUGGAGCUGCAGAACUCCUUCACAGAGCCCAGCUUCCCCCGCACUUCCCCUGUGCCGACCAGUCCUUGUGCCAUGCCUCUCAGUCCUGCCAAUGGCAAAAGCAAGCCCAAGACCCCCACAAGCUCUAGCGCAAAGCGACGUAGACAGGGAGUUACCAGGACUCUGGACUACUUCUUUAAACGGCUGCCUCCCUAAGCCUGUGCCCAGCCAGGUGCUCCAGAACGAUUUUAGAAGGAACUGAUUUUGUUUUUUAAAGUUUUUAUCCUUUCUGUCAAUUUUUAUCUAAUAAAUGUUUCUUCUCCCUU